UCGCGCUCUUCUGUGGAUGCAAGCACCGUCCGAGCACCGGCACACGAACAGAAAACAAACCCAAACAAUGACAUUAUUUGCAACAACACGACAGAAUCACACCAUUAUCUGACAACUUGAAAUAAUUACGUGCCUCUUCUGCUCGCUGUUUGCCGCCUCAGUUCAGCACUGUGCCCAGAGGCUCGUGUAGAAUCAUGAUGCUCAGCAGCUCUGUGGAUGUACCCAGCCCAGGGGGGAUGAGCGCAGUGGCGGCCAGGAAUGUGGUGCGCAGUUCCAGCAUCAGCGGGGCCAUGUACAGUUUGGAGAAGAGCCCCAGCAGCACGGGGCCCGACGCCACAGGCCUGGUAGGAAACAAGAAGCGUCGCUCCAGUCUGGGAGCCAAGAUGGUGGCUAUUGUGGGGCUGUCACAGUGGAGCAAGAGCACUCUGCAGCUCAACCAGCAAGAUGGAGGGACAAAGAAGUUACGCAGCACCAUCAGGCGGAGCACAGAGACAGGUAUCGCUGUGGAGAUGAGGAACCGUGUCACACGACAGGGCAGUAAGGAUUCGACAGAUGGCAGCACCAACAGCAACAGCUCAGAUGGAACGUUCAUUUUCCCCACCACUCGUGUGGGCCCUGAGAGCCAGUUCAGCGACUUCCUGGAUGGCCUUGGCCCUGCCCAGAUAGUGGGGCGUCAGACAUUAGCCACUCCUCCAAUGGGUGAUGUUUACAUUGGCGUGGUGGAUAGAGGGGGUCAAUUAGAAGUUGAGAUCACACAGGCCCGAGGUUUGACCCCUAAACCAGGGUCAAAGAACAUUCCCGCCACGUAUGUAAAGGUGUAUGUCCUGGAGAAUGGAAUGUGUCUCUCUAAGAAGAAAACCAGAGUGGUGAAGAAAACCCUGGAUCCAACCUUCCAGCAAUCCCUGAUGUUUGAUGAGAGCCCUCAGGGGAAAGUGUUACAGGUGAUCAUAUGGGGCGACUACGGCCGCAUGGACAGCAAGUGUUUCAUGGGAAUGGCUCAGAUCCUCCUGGAUGAUCUCGACUUAUCGUCAAUGGUGGGCGGCUGGUACAAGCUCUUCCCUACUUCCUCUCUGGCAGACCCCAGCAUUGGCCCCCUGACACGCCGCCUCUCCCAGUCUUCACUCGAGAGCGCCACCAGCCCUUCGUGCACCUAAACCGCCAAGAGACCCAGCCGUCCACGUCCCCUCUAAAUAUGCCUGUGUUCUCUAUCUCUAUGUGUGUAUCUUUGUUCAACAUACCCCGCCAUACAGACCCCGAAGCAUGUACACACACUUUGAUAGAUGUAACCAACUCCUAUAUAACCGAUAUAUAACAGAAAUAUUCAGAGUUUGAUACAAAUCAGGCAUGACACACAGCUGACAUACACACUCAUAGAUGGAUUUGGGUGUAACUGAAUCAAUUUUGGCUAGUUACAUGCAGAUCCAUUGUGCGCCAGUCACAACAAACACUAAAACAGAGGCAUUCAAUAUUUAUAUUGAGAAUUGUUCCUCACAAUGUAGCAUUUGUGUUGGCUUCUUUGGCCAAUGCCACAAAGAGCAGAUGGGUUCUCCUAGACUAGUUGUUAUUCUAUAGGUUCUGGACCCUCGAGGGUUGACCAAUUCUCUAUGCCAAACCCGAUAAAAGUUUAUUUUUUAAAAACCAAAGCAAUUCUUAUUAUCUGUAGUGUCAUAUUAUAGAGUAUAGAUAUGUAGCAGAGUCAAUGACUUAGAAGAGAUGCAAAAAACAAAGUCGUAAAAGAAAAAAGUCAUAGACUACAUACACAACUAAACUUUUAAAGGGCAGAGCUCAACUCCACUUGUCAGGUUAUUAGAAAUGCACACAAUUCAUGUUGCAUAAAGUAGCGUUAAUUCUCUAUUUCUUUUUUCUGAGAGCUGAGUAAAUAAAGAUAUAGAUUGAUAUUUUUGUUUAUGUAUUUAUCGACUCCAUUCUGCACGUUAACUCACAACCCUUGUUGAACAAAAUAUAUAGUGCUAUUUUAAGCUUGACUUUAAAAAAAUUAUAUAGAAUUAUAGAGAGUAGGUUAUUUAUUUUGCUAAUGUUUCACUUUUGGUUCUGAAUAACAAACUCGGUCAAAGGGAAUCUAACCCUCUCUGUGUAACGGAGAACCAGCUGUCCAGUUAAACCAGCAACCCUCUUUUCCAGCUGCAUUGUGCGAUUGACAGAAUGAAAAAGGUGGGUGUCGGCUGUCAAACAAGAAACUUUUCUUGUAGCAUGUACUGAAACGAAGAUAUCUGGGAUGUGUUGUCCUGAAGUGGAACUUAGUUGAGUUUAAUGGAGCAGUUCUAGACUCUUGGGCUUCUUUCUACCAGCAUAUGGAUCCAACUCAGGAGGUGACCACUGAACAAAUACAACCUACACAACAAUAUAAGGACUGUCGAUGGUGUCGCUCUCUCAACAGGAUCUUAAAGCCCAGAACAAAUCAUAUUCUUUAUAAUCUCUGACAUUUUUCUUUUUCAUCAAGUUAUGAACUUUGCCAUUGUGAUAACUCCUGCCCAAUCUGUUGUCUUCUUCAGGGUCCAGCCGUCCACUCUGAAGCAGGCCAGUAGUAGGAUGCGAUCUUUGGGGGUGCAUUUUGAUCUUUAGGUUGGGCAAGUGCUUGUCUCCUCAUCAGACCGGGGUAGGGGGGCCCCCUUGAUCCUUUCGCUAUCCAGUGGUAACUGGAGUGCAAUACCCCCCUAGCCCCCUCUUAAGCAUAUAAAUGCCCAUGCUCUAAAGCCAAAUGGCUCUUUAAAUGGCUUCUUCUGUCAAUCUUUGGUAUUACAGAGACUCACUCAAGAUGUAAAAGAAUGUACCACACUCCUGGCAGUUAAAGAUAUAGGACUGGCCCAACCUCCUCUGCAAGUCAUUCUUCUGAUGCUAAAAAGGGCACAUUUAUAUUUAUUUCCAUAUUUCCUCUGAAAUUAUCUAUUGAGCAGAAAAAGACACCUUACAUAUCAGUGUUUCUCAUUCUGUUCCAACUCAGUCUGUACAAUUGUUGUCUUAUUCACGUUCCAUGUCAAAUUUCCAUUUAUCUUCUGCAGAGAAGAUGGGAAAAAACACUCUGAUAGGUGAGAGGUGAGCUUCACAAGAGCAAUCAUUGCCAAGUCAUUUAAGAUGUUUGUGUAAUUCAUUCUGAAAACUAUAUUGUUCUGAUUGGGACUUUUUAUGGAGGGCUGCCUAUCACAAGUGCACAAACUCUAACAGUUGAUUGAUGUCAUGAUUUGCAUGCAAAAAUUCAGUGUCAGGAUAGUGUACCUUAUAAAGCUGCUUUUUAUGACUUAGUGAGACCAUGAGCAAACCAUUACAUCUGAUCAGAGUUGGGUAAGUUAGUCAAAGAAAGUAUAAUCCACUACAAAUUACUUAUUACCUCUCUUAAAUUGUAAUAAGAUUACUUUUCUGAUUACUUCAUUGAAAAAGUAAUCACAAUAAUAAUUACUUUAAAGUUAGAAAUACUGUAUGUGUAACCAAAAAAUGUACUUAAAAGUAAUUAAAUUUAUUAAAAGUCAGUAACUGUAAUCUGAUUGCAAGAAUUUUAAAGUGUUACACUACUUUUUUUACUAAAAAGUAAUCAUAUUUGUUGUAACUAAUUACUUUGUAAUUAGAUUACACCCAAACCUGCAUCUGAUUUAUCAUUUUGGAUCACAACAUUUUAAGUAAUUUUUUCCCCAACAUUUUUAAGUAUUUUCAGUAUGGCAUUUUGUACAGACUGCAAAGUUGUUUUUACAUCUGUCUUUCUAUCAGCUAAUGUUACCACUACCCUGAUCAAGGUGUACAGCACAGAGUAUUUUAACAGGGUAUUUUCCUUGGAGGUUAAUUCUAAUUAUCUGUGUAAGAAAAUGUCACAUUUGCUGAAUAUGUAACUGUUGCAUGGGGGUGUGGUCAUGUGUCGUUCUGCGGGAGAGGGAGAGCGGUAAGGAUCGUCACCUGGGUUAUGAUUACUCUAACACCUGUCUCUGAUUAUAGUGAUGGCAGAGGGAGACCUGAAA
This is a messenger RNA of Myxocyprinus asiaticus (Chinese sucker), 3965 nucleotides long. RefSeq names its product regulating synaptic membrane exocytosis 3 (gene rims3). The transcript has 7 exons. Lineage: Eukaryota; Metazoa; Chordata; Actinopteri; Cypriniformes; Catostomidae. Gene Ontology annotation, biological process: regulation of membrane potential; calcium ion-regulated exocytosis of neurotransmitter; regulation of synaptic plasticity. Bases 195 to 1154 code for a protein of 319 amino acids. Gene Ontology annotation, molecular function: small GTPase binding; transmembrane transporter binding. Gene Ontology annotation, cellular component: presynaptic membrane; cytoskeleton of presynaptic active zone. The record is from RefSeq and is a predicted model, not a curated record.